UUGGAAAUUUUGUCCAGCAAUAGACCAGAGGAUCAGAAAAAAAGAUUUGCUUGUCCAAUAUGUAACAGAUGCUUUGCUCGUAAAUUUAAUAUGCAAACUCACCAAACUACUCAUGAUGUUGAUCGGGUGAAACCGUUUGUAUGCAAUUAUCCAGAUUGUGAUCAUAGUUUUACAAGAAAACAUGACCUUAAGCGCCAUAUAUAUGGUAUUCAU
Messenger RNA from Rhizophagus irregularis DAOM 181602=DAOM 197198, 213 nucleotides. The record is from RefSeq and is a predicted model, not a curated record. NCBI's taxonomy places the organism in Eukaryota, Fungi, Glomeromycota, Glomeromycetes, Glomerales, Glomeraceae.